This is a messenger RNA of Dichomitus squalens LYAD-421 SS1, 1818 nucleotides long. Its product is annotated as Pet127-domain-containing protein. Gene Ontology annotation, biological process: mitochondrial RNA 5'-end processing. Lineage: Eukaryota; Fungi; Basidiomycota; Agaricomycetes; Polyporales; Polyporaceae. Bases 1 to 1818 code for a protein of 605 amino acids. Gene Ontology annotation, cellular component: mitochondrion; mitochondrial envelope. The transcript is spliced from 10 exons. The record is from RefSeq and is a predicted model, not a curated record.
AUGCACGCCCGCUCAUUACCUCGAUGGAUCUCGCUCACCCCGAGGGCACGCUCUGUCCCCAGCUCAUCUCGCCCUCGGAUCGCAGCUUACUCUGACGUGUCUCCAUCGGAUCUCUCACCGGCACCUCCUUUGGAUCCCAGUCCGUGGAUUAAUGUACUGAAGAGUGCAAAAGACUUGCACGAUACCGCGAAGAAAGUGGUUGUAGACGCUGCCGCUUCUGAGGAUGUCCCUCUCGAUCGGAGAAUUAAGAGAAUCAAGCGGAAACCUUAUAAACCCAUGGAAGGCAAAUCUAUGAAGCCUGUGUCCGUUAAAGGCACACGUCACUCUUUGGAGCCAUCGGAUGGGGUAAUACUGCAGACCGGUGUUUGCCUUGAUCAGACAUUCAAGCCACUCAAGGAUGUCAACAAAUGGCGGAGAAAUCAUGUGCCAAAACUGGCGCAUGGUCUUGAGAAAGUCUUGUCAAGACAGGGUGUCCAUUGGCUCCGGGAUCCAGAAACCGAGAAAUACAACUUUGAUCAAAUCUUGGAGAAAAUUCCGCAACCCCACGAAUUCGCGUUCGACAGACUACCAGGCUUUGUGCCCAGCUCACAGGAUGAAUCGUUGAUCGCGUAUGCUCGAAAGUCCAAGUGCAAGUAUAUUGGGUCAACAUCCUCUCUCACUGGGAUCCUUACGCAAAUAUACCUGCUCCUGUCCGACGAGAAGCUUGUAAGCCUCGAUAACCUGAGCGCGGAAUUUGCAUCCGCUGCCCGAUUCUACACGCCCGGGCAACGAAUACCUGUAUCGGUCUUCCUUCGUUAUCAAGACGGUGUCUUCACAACAGAUAUUGAUGACGAGCGCGAUGAUGAUAAGUCGGAGAUCAUCCUUUUGCCUCUGGGUACGUUACUGGAGAAGUUCCUCACACUACCCAAGAAGACCUUCAACAAAUUCUUGAAAUCGCAUACCGCCGAGAACUAUCCACACCUGAAGGACGUCCACCGUUACGCGAAGCACGGCAAGUUCCUCAUGCGCUCUCAGCUCGAUUGCGUCGACGACUCGCUCCCCGGCACGGGCGUAUUCGACCUCAAAACGCGCGCGAUCUCGCCCAUCCGGCACGACGUCCGCAAUUACCUCAACUACCUCGACGUCUCCCUUACUUCGAUAACCGGCCGCCGUGGCACGUUCGAGGAGGAGUACUACGACAUGAUCCGCGCCGCGUUCCUCGAGUAUUCGUUCCAGGCGCGCAUCGGCAACAUGGACGGCGUGAUGGUCGCGUACCACAACACCGCGCGCAUCUUCGGCUUCCAGUACGUGAGCCUGAAGGAGAUGGACCUCUGUCUGUUCGGAAAGGAGGGUGCGGGAGCGAGGGUGUUCCAGCGGUGUGUGUGGAUCAUGGAGAUGCUCUACAAGCACAUCACGCAGUGCUUCCCCAACCAGUCGGUGAAGACCACGUUCGAGAAGGGCGGCAAGCUCCUCCGCGUAUGGGUCGAGCCCAUGGAGAACCCGAACCCGGGCGCGGAGCCGCCCGUCGUCGAGCUGCAGCUCUCGCUCACGAACAUCGUUCAUGGCAAGCCUGCCAGGGGCCCCCACGCCAUAUACUCCGAUAACCCUUGGUCGAUCCAGUACAAGCUCGAGCGCUUCGACCAACCGCAGGAGACCAUCCGUGCGCGGCGGGCGCGCGCAUACAAGCGGCAGGAGUCAAUCGCCGCGUCUCUCCCAGACCCAGAAGUGCAGGCCGACGCUGCGGAUACGUGCGUCGAGGAUACGGAAGGCAAUGGAUACAGUAGCAAACCCGCGAGUGAAGUGGAGGACUUGAGUGAUUUGCUUGGUUUGCGCCACUAA